This is a messenger RNA of Meloidogyne enterolobii, 408 nucleotides long. Lineage: Eukaryota; Metazoa; Nematoda; Chromadorea; Rhabditida; Meloidogynidae. The record is from the annotation of a GenBank genome assembly.
AUGCCCACUGGAGGGGUAUACUCAACUGAUUCAAUUAAAUUCGAGGAAUAUAAAUAUCUUGAAGGAAAUGUGGAGUAUAAAACACUUUUCGAGACAUUUAAUAAAGCUUUUGAAAGACUUGUAAAUAAAGUUGCCCAAUUUGCUCAACUAAAUUUAAAAAAUAUUAAUAUAUCUCUUGAUGAAACAGAUGUUAUUGCUAAUGAAUUAAAAAAAUAUGAUGAAAUUGUAAAAAAUAGUAAAAAUGUUGGUGAGAUGUUAGAAGAAAAGGUAAUGAGUAGAACUGGACACAUAGCUGAGAAAAAUUUUUUUAAUAAUUCGUAUAAAAUUUUGGAGAUCCAUCCGACCCUAAAUAUAGCUAUAUCGUAUUUAUUCGAAAUGAAUGAAUUCCAUCUAUUUUUAAUUCCCUAA